Messenger RNA from Ictidomys tridecemlineatus (thirteen-lined ground squirrel), 5767 nucleotides. RefSeq names its product WD repeat domain 36 (gene Wdr36). Gene Ontology annotation, molecular function: protein binding. Lineage: Eukaryota; Metazoa; Chordata; Mammalia; Rodentia; Sciuridae. Gene Ontology annotation, cellular component: Pwp2p-containing subcomplex of 90S preribosome; small-subunit processome. Gene Ontology annotation, biological process: rRNA processing. The record is from RefSeq and is a predicted model, not a curated record.
GCCAUUGGCAGCAGGUACCGGAAGCGGUCGCGAGUUUCCAGCUCUGGCAAAGGUUCUUCUUGAGACGUGCUGAGGUGCAGCGUGCGCGGUUUCCCUCUGGACCAGAGCCGAAAGGAAUUGGGACCGUGGCGGAGAUGGAACGCCACGUGGAAGGCCGCUCGGCGAGCUCACUGUUCGCUGGAUUCCGAGCCCUGGGGCUUUUUAGUAAUGAUAUCCCGCACGUGGUGCGGUUCAGUUCGCUGAAGCGCCGGUUCUACGUUACGACCUGCGUGGGCAAGAGCUUCCACACGUAUGACGUUCAGAAACUUAGUCUGGUUGCAGUAAGUAACUCUGUUCCACAGGAUAUCUGCUGUAUGGCAGCUGAUGGGAGGCUAGUUUUCGCUGCUUAUGGGAAUAUUUUUUCUGCAUUUGCCCGUAAUAAAGAGAUAGUACAUACCUUUAAGGGUCAUAAGGCAGAAAUCCAUCUUUUGCAACCUUUUGGGGAUCACAUUAUCUCUGUUGAUACUGACAGCGUUCUUAUUAUUUGGCAUGUAUAUUCAGAAGAAGAAUACCUACAAUUGACUUUCGAUAAAUCAGUUUUUAAAAUUUCUGCGAUCUUGCAUCCAAGUACCUACUUGAACAAAAUACUUCUGGGCAGUGAACAAGGAAGUCUGCAGUUGUGGAAUGUAAAAUCCAAUAAGCUUCUAUAUACAUUUCCAGGAUGGAAGGUUGGAGUGACUGCUCUUCAGCAGGCACCAGCUGUGGAUGUUGUUGCUGUUGGUCUUAUGUCAGGUCAGGUUAUCAUUCACAACAUUAAGUUUGAUGAAACAUUAAUGAAGUUUCGUCAAGACUGGGGACCCAUAACUUCGAUUUCAUUUCGAACAGAUGGUCAUCCAAUAAUGGCAGCUGGAAGCCCAUGUGGCCAUAUUGGACUUUGGGACCUAGAAGACAAAAAAUUAAUCAAUCAAAUGAGAAAUGCACACUCUACAGCAAUUGCUGGACUGACAUUUCUCCAUAGAGAACCUCUUCUUGUCACAAAUGGUGCUGACAAUGCUCUCAGGAUAUGGAUAUUUGAUGGCCCCACAGGUGAAGGCCGACUUUUGAGAUUCAGAAUGGGCCAUAGCGCUCCUCUUACCAGGAUCAGAUACUAUGGACAAAAUGGACAACAAAUUCUAAGUGCAAGUCAAGAUGGAACUCUUCAGUCAUUUUCCACGGUACAUGAAAAAUUUAAUAAGAGUUUGGGACAUGGAUUAAUUAAUAAAAAGAAGCUCAAGCGUAAAGGACUUCAGAAUACCAUGUCAGUAAGACUUCCACCUAUCACAAAGUUUGCAGCUGAGGAAGCUCGAGAGAGUGACUGGGAUGGUAUCAUUGCUUGCCAUCAAGGUAAGCUAUCUUGCUCAACCUGGAAUUAUCAAAGGUCUACAAUAGGUACUUACUUUCUCAAGCCAAAAGAAUUGAAGAAAGAUGACAUCACUGCAACAGCAGUAGAUAUUACUUCUUGUGGAAACUUUGCCGUGAUUGGUCUUUCAUCAGGAAGUGUAGAUGUGUAUAAUAUGCAGUCCGGGAUACAUCGGGGAAGUUUUGGCAAGGAUCAAGCUCAUAAGGGAUCUAUUAGAGGUGUUGCAGUGGAUGGAUUAAAUCAGUUGACAGUUACAGCUGGUAGUGAAGGAUUACUCAAAUUUUGGAACUUUAAAAACAAAAACUUAAUCCAUUCUAUGAGCCUUGAUUCAUCUCCAAAUAUGAUGCUGCUACAUAGGGACAGUGGCAUUCUGGGACUUGCCUUGGAUGACUUCUCCAUUAGUGUUCUGGACAUAGAAACUAGGAAGAUUAUGAGAGUGUUUUCCGGACACCAAGGCCAAAUAAAUGACAUGGCUUUCAGUCCUGAUGGUCGUUGGUUAAUAAGUGCUGCAAUGGAUUGCUCUGUUAGGACUUGGGACCUUCCAUCUGGUUGCCUUGUAGACUGUUUUUUGUUGGACGCAGCUCCUCUCAAUGUUACUAUGUCCCCUACUGGAGACUUUCUAGCCACUUCCCACGUGGACCACCUUGGAAUUUAUUUAUGGUCCAAUAUUUCCCUGUAUUCAGUUGUCUCAUUACGGCCACUUCCUACAGAUUAUGUUCCUUCAGUAGUGAUGCUUCCUGGGACUUGUCAAACCCAAGAUAUAGAUAUAACAGAAGAAAAUGUAGAACCUAGUGAUGAAAUGAUAGAGUAUGAUUCACCAGAACAGUUGAAUGAACAAUUGGUGACUCUCUCACUUCUCCCUGAAUCACGGUGGAAGAACCUUCUUAAUCUUGAUGUUAUUAAGAAAAAGAAUAAACCAAAGGAACCACCCAGAGUACCCAAAUCAGCACCAUUUUUUAUUCCAACGGUCCCUGGUCUUGUACCCAGAUAUGCUACACCUGAACAAAAUAAUGAUCCUCAGCAGUCUAAAGUUGUAAAUCUUGGGAUCUUGGCUCAAAAGUCAGAUUUCUGCUUGAGACUUGAAGAAGGACUGGUAAAUAAUACGUAUGAAGCCGCUCUCAGCCUUCUGAAAGAAAUGGGCCCAUCAGGAAUUGAAACAGAGCUAAGGAACUUGUCUCCUGACUGUGGUGGAUCUAUAGAAGUCAUGCAGAGUUUCUUGAAAAUGAUCGAGAUGAUGUUGGACAGAAAGCGUGAUUUUGAGUUAGCCCAGGCAUACCUUGCAUUGUUUCUAAAAUUACACCUUAAAAUGCUUCCUACAGAACCAGUACUCCUAGAAGAAAUGACAAAGUUGUCAUCACAAGUGGAAGAAAGCUGGAUUCAUUUACAAUCACUCUUCAAUCAAAGCAUGUGUGUUUUAAAUUAUAUCAAAAGUGCUUUGUUAUAAAAAAAAACCUUAAGUGAUUAAAGAAAGCAGAGAUUUUUAUUAAAUGGGUUCAGUGUGAAAAAAGUGCAGCACUACAUGAAUAGUAAAUAAUUCAAUACUUUAAAUGCUAAAUACUUUCUUGAAAUAAAAUUUCCCCUACUUUUGUUUGGAAAGCCUUAAGAAUCAGAUAACUUACUUUGAGUUCCUUCAUUUUAGGUACUUUUAUGGCUUUUUGAAUUGUUGUUAUCAGCAUGUGUUUUUUAAUAUGUUACAUAUAAGAGAUACUACAUAUUUAGUGUGAAGUACUGAAUUAAGUUAAAGAUGUCAGUUGUAAGGGAUCUGUAAUAUAGUUAUAAAAAUGCCCUUAUGAAGAAAAAAGGAGUGUUUCUUUCCUUGGUAGUUUUUGAUGAAAUCAUGGCUCUUAUUGCUGGAAGGCAUUUUGGACAUCAUCUAGUACUGCCUUCAUAUGUGGUUGAAGAAGAAUCAGUAUAAGGUUGCUGGGAUCUCAGUGAUGAAUCUGAAUUUCUAAUACAGGCCUAGUGCUUUUUCCACUGUCAAUCAAUCAUGAAGGAACUUAUUCUUGAAUCAGAAGUAUGAUGGAUACUUGCCCAAGGCAAAUUGUUAUAGAAAAAGAUUGAAUGGAUAUCCAUACUAGGAAAGGGGAAUUCCAAUUUCUAUUGAAGGUUGUCCUUAAAAGAGAUUUUCCUUCUUUAUGGAUGACUUGCUUUAUUUGGGAAGAAACUACUGACUCUUCUUUUCUGUCUCAACUAUUGCAAAACCUGGAAGAUCUGGCAGUUUUCUCUUUCCUCAUCAUUUUCCUUUUUAUAUUUCAGUACUUGAGCAAUACAUAAGCUAAAAAUAAGCAGUUCUUAAAAUUAAAAGCACAGUGUUCUAAAAAACUGCUUUUAUUUAGUACACUCAAAAGUAGUGUCAUUCCUAAAAUGCAGCUAGUUAGUUUAGACACCAGUAACAUUCUUGUUAAAUAUUAGAGUUUGUAUUACAGACUAUCUCCUCCUAAAAAAGCAGUCCUUAAAAGGAAUUGACUAAGAAGGAAUUUAAUGUUAAAGUGUUUUUAUUUAAUAAUAUAGAAUUAGUAAACUAGGGAAGUAAGUUUGUGUUCAGUUUUGGUUAUCUUUUAAAAAUAUAUAUCAAUUUGUUAAAGCCACUAACUGAAAUAUUAUAAUGAUUUAAGUUCUGCCUUUAAAAACUGACCUGAGGGGCUGGGACUAUAGCUCAGUGGUAAAGCACUUGCCUGCCUAGCCUGAGGCACUGGGUUCAAUUCUCUGCAUCACAUUAAAAAUAAAUAAAGUUAUUGUCUAUCUACAACUAAAAAUAUAUUUAAAAAAAUUUAAAAACUUUCUUGAAUAUGAUUUCCCCUGUUCUCAACAUAAUUAUUGUGGAAAUAUGGCAGAAAUACAGUAUGCAGUUGUAUACCUUGUAAAGAUUGUAAAUAGCUAAAACAAAUGAUAAUAACUAUCAACAGAAAACAUUUUUUUAACAAAUCAUGAACUGAAUUUUUUUAUAUUUUCAAAUGAGAGUAUUGAGUUGAAUAUGUGUAUUUUUAUUGGAGAUAUCUUUAGGUAGUAUUACCCACAUUAGUUUGGCAGGUUAUCUUCCAGAAGCUUUUCUAUGCAUUUACCAUCAAAGAGGGAGGGGAAAAGAAUAUAAUUUUGUAUAUAUUUUUUUAAAAAUCAGUCUGUGUAUAUUGCUGUAUCUUUAAAUUUUAAAUUAAACAUAAUAAGUGACUAUUGUACUUUUAAGAAUGUCAGACACGUUUUUUUUUGACAAAUCUUCAAUCUCUGUAUAUAACCACAGGAAAUAAAAUGUAUAGUUAUGGUUUUUUACAUAAAGAUCUUUACAUCAUUCUGCAACUUGCUUUUACCACUUGUUUUUUAUUUUAGUACAUUCUCAUUGAACUGAUCUUUAUUUUGCAUCAUGUCCCAUAAUCUGUUUGGCCUAAAAUGGACACUUAAGUAGUCCUCUCUUCUAAUUCUAAACAGAGCUGGAGUGAACAUCAUCUUAUGUGAGUCUUUAUGUGCAUGUAAUAAUUUCUCUGUAGUAAUUGCUUAAAAUUCAAAUUGCUGAGCCAGAGGAUAAGCAUUUUUAAUUUAAAGAGAUACUUCCAUCAAGUUGGCUUCCAAAAUGAGUAUCAUGUUCCCCUCAGCUAAGAAUGAGCAGCUACUUCCCCUUCUCAUGGAACUCUUUAAAUCUUUAUAAUUUUUAUUAACCUAAUGAGUGAAAAAAAUUAUUUUAAUUCAGAUGAGCAUCUUUUCAUGUUUGUUUUAGACCAUAUUUUUUGGUGAGUAAUCUUUUUCUUCUCAUUUUUUUAUUGAAUGAUUUGUCUUUUUAUCUCAUGGAUUUGGUUAAGUUUUUAUAAAACUUAGAUAUUGAUCUAUGUCUGUUUCCAAUGUUUUUUCCCAGUUGACUGCUUGUCUUUAACCUUACUUAGCAUUUCUUUUUUUUUUAAAGAUAGGAGAGAAAGAGAGAUUUAACAUUUAUUUUUCAGUUUUCGGUGGACACAUCUUUAUUUUUAUGUGGUGCUGAGGAUCGAACCCAGCGUCCCUCGAAUGCCAGGUGAUGCAUUACCGCUUGAGCCACAUCCCCAGCCCAGCAUUUCUUUUUUUAAUAGAGAUUUUAUAUUUUUAUAUAGCCAAAUUGAUCAAUUUUGUCUUAUUCUAAGAUAUUAAUCAUAUUUUUUAAUCUUUUUUAUAUUUGUUCAUUUUGCAGUUGUAUUUUCUCCUGCAAUGUGCAUCUGUGUGAGUUGUUAAAUGUCUAGAUCUUUAUCUGUAAUUGGUUUGUGUGAUUAAAGUAAAGGUAUAGACAUGCCUUAAUUCAAAUGUCUUCAAAAAUAAUUUAUUGAAAAAUUAAUUCUUUUGUCUCUGAUUUGAGAUUCUGCUUCAUUAAAUGUACUAAAAUCUUUUAUUGAGCUCUUUUAUAUUUCUAAUAAAUGUAUUACUUUGAUGAUA